Messenger RNA from Biomphalaria glabrata, 4187 nucleotides. RefSeq names its product serine/threonine-protein phosphatase 2A 56 kDa regulatory subunit epsilon isoform-like. Lineage: Eukaryota; Metazoa; Mollusca; Gastropoda; Planorbidae. Gene Ontology annotation, molecular function: protein phosphatase activator activity. The transcript has 11 exons. Bases 379 to 1758 code for a protein of 459 amino acids. Gene Ontology annotation, biological process: protein dephosphorylation; signal transduction. Gene Ontology annotation, cellular component: cytosol; nucleus; protein phosphatase type 2A complex. The record is from RefSeq and is a predicted model, not a curated record.
CUCAAAGAGCUUGAAUUAAGGCGAGAAAUGGGCAACCAUUAUCUGAGUAGCAACACACCGUAAUAUUUUGUUUUCUUUUUAGCCUGGAACUCUUUGCUUAUAAAAUUACUAUUUUUGACCGGUUUCUAAUUAAUUAGAUUACAUAAUAAAAGAAUACUAAUAUAAUUCAUACCAUACGUUUGGUAUAAGCAACGCUUAUUCGAUUUUUCUAGUGCUGUUAAGUGUAUCCACGGAUUUUAAAAGCUUGCUUGUUAACUUUGUUAUCCUAUGUGCACUUUUUUAAGAAUCUACAAAUGUCAAUUAACACAGCUAUUGUGAAGCACAUGUAAAAUAUAUUAACAACAUAAGCGCGGUCUAACCGCAAUACGACACAUAACCAUGUCGGCAAAGUUAGCUGAUCGUAUCGACCCAUUUACAGCAAAAGCAGCUGUCAAAUCUAAGAAACAGAAGCGAUCACAAGGAUCAUCACACUAUCGCGCAAAUACUGCACCAGAGCUACAGGCUUUACCUCAUUUGAAAGACACCAACCAAAAUGAACAACAAGAACUUUUUAUUAAAAAGCUUCAACAGUGUUGUGUGGUGUUUGACUUUAUGGAUCCUGUCACAGAUUUGAAAAGCAAAGAAAUAAAGCGUGCAGCAUUAAAUGAAUUAGUGGACUACAUUACAGCCACUAGAAAUGUCUUGACAGAACCUGUUUACCCUGAAAUAGUUCGAAUGAUUGCUUGUAAUAUCUUCCGAACGCUUCCUCCGAACGAUAACCCUGAUUUUGAUCCAGAAGAAGAUGAUCCUACAUUAGAGGCUUCCUGGCCCCAUUUACAGAUUGUGUAUGAGUUUUUUCUGCGCUUUUUAGAAUCUCCAGACUUCCAGCCCAGUUUGGCAAAAAAAUAUAUAGACCAAAGAUUUGUGCUUCAGCUUCUGGAGUUGUUUGAUAGUGAAGAUCCACGUGAACGAGAUUUUUUAAAGACCGUCCUCCACAGGAUAUAUGGGAAAUUUUUGGGAUUGAGAGCAUUCAUUAGGAAACAAAUCAAUAAUAUUUUCCUUAGAUUCAUCUACGAGACUGAGCAAUUCAAUGGUGUUGGUGAACUUCUUGAGAUUCUGGGUAGUAUCAUCAAUGGUUUUGCUUUACCUUUGAAGGCAGAACAUAGGCUGUUUUUAAUGAAAGUUUUAAUCCCUUUGCAUAAGUCCAGAAGUUUAAGCCUGUAUCAUGCUCAGCUUGCCUAUUGUGUUGUUCAAUUUUUGGAAAAAGAUGCUUCAUUAACUGAAGAUGUGAUAAAGGGAUUAUUGAGAUUCUGGCCAAAAACUUGCAGCCAAAAGGAGGUUAUGUUUUUAGGAGAAAUAGAAGAAAUUUUAGAUGUGAUUGAACCUGCCCAAUUUCAAAGAAUACAGGAGGAUUUGUUUUGUCAGAUAGCUAAAUGUGUAUCAAGUCCUCACUUUCAAGUAGCUGAACGAGCUCUCUAUUUUUGGAACAAUGAAUACAUCAUGAAUCUGAUUGAAGAAAACUCUAAUGUUGUGCUCCCUAUCAUGUUCCCUGCCCUGUAUCGCAUCUCUAAGGAACACUGGAACCAAACAAUAGUUGCCCUUGUCUACAAUGUCCUGAAGACUUUCAUGGAGAUGAACAGCAAGCUGUUUGACGAGCUAACAGCCAAUUAUAAAUCUGAGAGAGCAAAGGAAAAGAAAAGAGAAAAAGACAGAGAAGAACUAUGGAAAAAAUUGGAUCGGUUGGAAAUGAAUAGCAAGAAAACAAAUAAGAAAUCUUAACGUCUGUAUAUUUGUCACAGUGUGAAAGGCUAAGACCUGACUGUUAAUACAUAUUUAUUUUAUCAUCAUCAUUGAUAUAAAUAUAUAAAUAGUGAAUUAUACAAGUGAAUAAUAAUUUUCUUCUAUUUCCUCUCAUUUAAUGUUUUUUAUACUUUUUUUUUUUUUGUCUUUUGAGAUGGAUCUAAGCAGGACUGUACCUAUUUAUAAUUCUUCAGAUAAUCCACAACUGCUUUUGAUAGUGGCCCUACCCCAGUUCUCUUUUGCUAAAGAACAUUUCAAACAAUGAAGUUCUCCUGGCUUGAUUGAAUGACUGACUGACUGAUGAGGCAAUAAUGAAUGUACUGCACUGUUGAAGCAAAGCUUUUGAACUGUGUUAACAUGUCAGUGGAAGUCUCUUGAAGAUUGUAUAUAGAGAAUACAAUGAUGCAAAUAUUUGUGUGAUGAAGUCUUAUAUGUCAUGUGCCCUAGAAAUAAGUCAUCUAAAAAGUAGUAGGUUUUCUCAAGGUCAUAAUAUGCUCAUGAGCAUAAAACAAAAGUUACUCAAUGCUAAUGUUGCGGGUAUUUUCAUGAUGUAUCAAAUAUUUCGUCACCUAUUUAUACCUUUUUUUUUUUAGCCUAAAUGUGAAUUAGUGAAGAGCUCUUUCUUUCUGACACUUUUCUAGUUGUUCAGUCAUUGACUGCAAGUCAGGAGACUGUAUGUGUGUGUCUGUGCUGAUAUGUUAUUGUACAUAAGUCAACAAUUUGUCGGGUGAUGUUCUCAUUUAGGAGCUACAGACAAUUUUUUUAAACUGUUUUUUUUUUUUCCUAAUUAGUCCAGGUCAACUUUGUGAUAUAUUAAGUUUGUCUGUCUGACUGAUAGCAUCACACAGCAGGAAUUCUGCCUAGUAUUUUGUGUUCAUUCAGGUUUGAACAAUCAUUUGGUGUGCUGCAUACACUACUCUGUGUCCUCCCCCCUGCCCCCUAUCCAGUGAAGGCGUGUUAGAAAGCUGUGUUUGUGUCUAGGUUUAUACAUUUUUUUUAAUGCUGUUCAUCCUAUAAAUAAAUUUUAUGUUUCCUGAGAAGUGUGUUCUUUUGUUACUUCUUCAAAGUCCUUUGUCCUGGUCUGCUUGAGUUCUCUCUACUACUUGCUAACUUUGUUAGUCCACAAUGUGGGGUGAAGAUAUAGAGACUUGUAUUGGACUUGAGAAUCUCUCAUGAAGCACUGAAGUUGAUAUGGUACUUAAACCCUGGCCUAACUGAUGGACUUGCUUUUGCUGAUGUUGUGUUUGUGAGUGUGUGCCAUUGAAACUCUAUUGUUAUGUUUGAAGACAUUGGAAUGUUUAAUUUUUAAUGCAAUUGACAUUGUUAUGCUCUAGUAAAUUGCUUAUUAUAUUGUACAUGGUAAAGGACAUUUCCUUUUUACAUGCUUCAAAGAUGUGUAUAUUUUCAAACUGUUUCAGUCUUGUCUAUUUGGUUCAUCACAUUAUGGAACAACAAAAGUCAAUCUACUUUCUCCAUUAUAUUAAUGGAACCAACCAGAACAAGUAGUCAGUGGUGUCUGCACAUCUUUCUGUUCUACAGUCUCUACUCAUAGUGUCUUAGAUGUUGCAGCAAGUUGAAAUAGCUGCAUUGCUUUGCACUAAGUUUAUCGUUUGCAGGUCCAGAGUGUAUUGUGUAUAGCAGCUCCAACUAACCUUACACCAGUGUGAUGUCUACUAAACUAUUGACCUGUUUUAGACUCACAGUUAAUAAAACAAUGGAGUUUUUGUUGUAGAUUUCUAUUUGGUUGUGUAUCACAGCUCUCUAAGUAGAUUUGUAUUUGUGUAUCACAGCUCUCUAAGAUACAUCAGAGAGAAAGGAAGACUUUCUCUUAUUCAAUAGUGGGGUUGAGAUGACCCAGACAGUUUUGUGAUGACAAUUUUUUUGCAUUGUCUUGACUGGGUUUUUGCUUCUGGUCCAAACCCAUAAAAACUUUGUGUUGACUGCUUGAGUUGUUCAGUUUGUAUUCAAUCUUUUCAAUGUAACAUUGAUUUCAUGUCACUUUUAGUUUGCUUUUUUUUUAAACCAGUCAGGACACAUUUUACAUGUUGUUAGCUAUUGGCUAGUGUAGAGGUCAAUUCUCUCAGCCUGUAUAUGUGUGUGUGUGAUUGAUAGGGUCAGCCCUAGUGAAUCAACUUGUUCUAAGAUGACCAGCAAGUAGUCCUCUGGUAUUCUGGCUACAUACAUUAACCUGUUUGUUUGGUCAAUGUCAAAGCAAUUAUCAGUUGAAAAUUAUUUAAGCGAAUGCAUAAUAGCUGCUCUUGUUUUCAAUGGAAUACAGUGGCUUAGAUAGGUUGAGACAAAGAGCUAUGUUCUGUUGUUUCAUUGAGUAGUCCACUGAAUGCCAGUUGUGUAUUUUAGUAGUUAUGUUUGUUUACUUAUGUCUGUUGUGGAAUAAAUUUAGAAACCUA